This is a messenger RNA of Sceloporus undulatus (fence lizard), 2572 nucleotides long. RefSeq names its product sushi domain containing 2 (gene SUSD2). The annotation marks the transcript as partial. NCBI's taxonomy places the organism in Eukaryota, Metazoa, Chordata, Lepidosauria, Squamata, Phrynosomatidae. The transcript is spliced from 13 exons. The record is from RefSeq and is a predicted model, not a curated record.
CCUCCCCGCCCAGCCGCUCCCUCCCUCCCUCCCUCCCUCUCCCUGGCUCUCUCCUUCCUUCCAGGGCCGGCGGCGGAGGCGGACUCCUGCUCGGGGCGAUGCUCCUGCAGCCGGCCCAGCAACUGCCCGGCCCUCCGGCCCUCGGCGGGGACGCUGCUCGGCGGCCAGGACCUGGCCCUCCUCGGGGUGGCCCUCUCCGGGCCCGCCGCCUCCGCCGCCUCCGUCCGCUGCAGGUUCGGGGGCUCCGUGGAGACCGAGGGCUUCGUGGCCGAAGACGGGGGGGUCCACUGCGUCUCCCCGCUGCUCUACCAGCUGGGCCCCCUCCCCCUGGAGGUCUCUCCCGACGGGGGCCGCAGCUUCCCCUGGACGGCGGCCUGGACGGCGGUCCACCACAACAAAGUCCCCCCCUCGGAGAAAAGCAGGCUGCUGAACGAGACCAAGUGGCAGUACUACGGGACCCCGCUCGGGACGGAGGGGAACCUGACCCUCGCCUGGGAGCCCCGCGCCCUCGCCGCCCCCCGCCUCAACAUCGAAGUCUGGGGCUACAGAGAAACGGGUGAGCCAUACUCCAGCGACUGGACAGGCGAGUGGAGGUACCUCUACAGCCUCACAAGGGACCACCCCAACUCAGGAUCCUUCUCUUUCCUGCCUGCCCCAUCUGCCCUCCAUGGAGCCUGGGAGCUGGGGGCCCUCCGGAUUUCUUCCAGCCUCGCCUCCGAGGGUCAGAGCAAUGUGGCCGCCCUCUGGAGCACGGAGCAUGCCUUGGCCUGGCAUCUGGGAGACAGCUUCCGGCAGGAUUCGGCUGCCUGGGCCACGGCCAAGUGCCACCAGUGGGACGCCCUGGAGACAGGCCUGCCCAAUUUCCUGGAGGAGAUUGCGGACUGCCCCUGCAGCCUGGCCCAAGCCCGGGCAGACACAGGCCGCUUUCAUACAGACUACGGGUGCGACAUUGAGAAGGGGAGCGUGUGUACAUACCACCCGGGUGCAGUGCAUUGUGUGCGGGGCAUCCAGGCCAGCCCUCGAUAUGCGGCAGGCCAGCAGUGCUGCUACGACACGACAGGAACACAAGUGCUGACGGGGGACUCCAUUGGGGGCAGCACGCCGGACCGAGGCCACGACUGGGGUUCCCCUCCCUACCAAAAGCCCCCUCGCGUUCCCGGCUUCUCCCACUGGGUCUAUGACGUCCUCAGCUUCUACUAUUGCUGCCUGUGGUCCCAGAACUGCCCCGUCUACUUCAAGCACCGGCCCUCAAGCGGCUGCCAGAGAUACCGGCCCCCCAGAGCAGCUUCAGCCUUUGGGGAUCCUCACUUGAUCACUUUUGACAGCAUGAAUUUCACGUUCAAAGGCCUUGGAGAGUACACCCUCCUGGAAUCCAGCCUGACCCUCCUGAGGGUCCAAGGGAGAACCCGCCAAGCUAUGCUCCCAGCUGGAGCGGAGGCCAAGGUGACAGGCUUCUCUGCCAUCGCCAUGCAGGAGAACAGCUCCGACGUGGUGGAGAUUCGCAUUCAGGAGCACUCUGGCCAGCUGGAGGUCCUCUUGAACCAGAAGCCGCUCAACUUCUCUGAGCAGACCUGGAUGGAUCUGAAAGGUCUCUUUCUCUCUGCCACCCCCGGGGAGAAGGCCACUGUGAUGUUCUCCUCUGGCGCAGGCGCAGAAGUGAACAGCCAUCCGGGAGGGGUGCUGAGCGUGACCCUUUUGCUGCCGGAGGAGUUCCUGAACCUCACCCAGGGGCUCUUUGGGACGAUGAACGGGGACCCAGAGGAUGACAUGGCCUUCCACAACGGAUCCAUUCUGGAUGCCUCACGCAGCUCCCUGGAGCAGCUCCUGGCCUUUGGAGCCGACUGGGCCAUCAGAAAUGAAAGCUCCCUUUUCACCUACGAUACCCAGGACUUGUUGGCUGCCUUCUUCUAUGGACCAAAGCACAACUCUUCUUUUGUGCCAGAGUUUUCUCCCUCGGAAGACCCCGCUGACCCGCUUGUGCCAGAGAUGGCUGUCCUCUGCCAGUCGGACCCUUUCUGCAGAUUUGAUGUCCUGACCACCAGAGACCUUGCCAUGGGAAAUGGCACCCGACUGUCCCACCUGAGCUACAGACACCUGAAGGAGAGCCUGCAGCCAGUGGUUUCCUGCGGCUGGGUGGCUCCCCCCAUGAAUGGCUCAAAGAAUGGGACCAGCUACCUGGCUGGGUCCACCGUCCACUUCCGCUGUGACCCUGGGUUCCGCCUGACAGGAUCCACCACACGCGCAUGCCAGGACAACGGGGCCUGGUCAGGCCUCUCCGCCAGCUGCUUGCCGAAUGCUGGCACCAGGUGGGUCCUGGGCCCCUUUGCGCCAUGCAUCGCCCUGGGUUUCCUGAGCUUGGCAGUGGCCCUUGGAACAGUGGCCUAACCCUGUGGAAGGCAAGGGGCAGAGACGGCCGGAGAGACUUGCUGAUUUGGCCUUUUGAUUGCCCCGGGAGUUGGACUUUGGAGGCGGCAACACCGCAGCCGCUUUAAUAGAUCUGGCUGGACCAAGAGGCAAACAUGCCCCUGCUGCACAGUUUCAUAAAGUGGGGCAAUAAAUCAACAGGAAGAAA